Fraxinus pennsylvanica is the source of this 2202-nucleotide messenger RNA. NCBI's taxonomy places the organism in Eukaryota, Viridiplantae, Streptophyta, Magnoliopsida, Lamiales, Oleaceae. The record is from the annotation of a GenBank genome assembly.
AUGGAAAUUAUACUCCUUCAACAGGAUCAGAGAUCCUCUGCAAAUCCGAUGACACCCAAAAAGCUUCAUAUCGUCGAUCACAAUUCCAAGCCCAAAACCAAACUCGGCCCACCCGCCGCGCCGCAGAAUUCUGCCCCAUCUUCAUCAACCACCACUCUACCGUCCGAUAAGAGGACCCGGGACCUUCCAAAUUUAUCCGAUUGUCAUUGCUGCGGGAUCCGAAUCAAUCACAGCAACCCGAAAGAUCAGCUGCAACCAUUGGACAGCGUCUGGCGCAUUGUUCUUUUGUGUAGAAAAUGCAGCAAGAAAGUUCAAUCAGGCCAAACAUGCUCUUACUGCUUCAAAGAAACGGCGAAUUCAGGUAAUAUUGUUGAAUGUCUUGAUUGUGCUCGCCGAAUUCACCAAGAUUGUGUCAACAAUUACGGGGAUUGCACGCCGUGGUGUUAUUUGGGGUUAGGGUUAGGGUUUAGGGUAUGUGUGGAUUGUUGGGUUCCGGAUUUGCUAAAGAAUUCGGUCAGGAUUCAUAGGAGGAGUGAUAAUAAGGAUGUGGUGAAAUCUUGUGCAACUGAGGGGGAUUUGAAAGACUGUCGGCAGAAGGGGAAGAAGGUGGAAUGUGAGGUGGAGAAGAAGGUGAAGAUGGUAGCCAUUGGAAAGAAGAACUCCUUGAGGAAGUCUGUGGUGGCGAAGAAUGCAGUGGAGUUGGCAGAAACUGCGUUGGAUAUGGCAGAAACUGUGUUGGAUAUGGCAGAUAAGAAUGGUAAGAAAGGUGAUGAUGUCGGUACCGAUGCAGUCGAGGUUGUGGAUGAUGUGGAAUUCGCCAUUCAAUUGCAUAGAGCAAUGAAUAGUUCGCCAAGAAAUUUAAGGAAUCAAUGCGUUGGGAAGUCGAGUUGUUUUGAGAUUUUGAAGAGUAGGAAUUCCGAUAGUUUGUCAUCUAGAAAGUCGGGUUUAGGAAGAAAUAAUGGUGAAGGUAUGAAUCCUGAGACAUGUAUUAAUAUUAUGGAGAACGAAAUACUUAUCAGGACUAGCGAUAAUGAUUAUUGUCUUCAUGCGGAUAACUUGAAACAGGGACUAUUAACUUACAAGCGGGAUAGGAAGAGGAAGUUAUGGCAAGUAGAUGACAAUGACUGUGUGGUUUCUGAAUCUAAGUAUAGUCAGCACGUUGAUUCAAAUGACAAGUUACAUUUAAAUGGCUCUGGGUGUCAAUUGAGAUUCAAUGGUGUUAUCUAUAAGCGGGACAAAAAGAGGAAGUUAUGGCAUGUAGAUGAUGACGAUGCCAUGGACUCUGAAUCUAUGUUUAAUCAGCAAGAUGAUUUGAAGUACAGUUUACAUUCAAAUGGUGCUAAGUCUGGGUGUCCGUUGACAAGUAAUGGCGAUAUUUACAGGAGGGAUAAAAAUAGGAAGUUAUGGCAAGUAGAUGAUGACAGUGUCAUGGUUUCUAAAUCUGAGUUUACUCGGCAAGAUUUAGAGUGUCCUCUGAAUUCCAGUGACGCAAUAGAAAGAUUUAGGCAAGAGCCUAUAAUUUACAAGCGGACUAGGUUCAGGUUGAAGACAUGCCAAGAAAAUGGCAAGGUACUUGUAUUUGGGGAAUGUACUUCUGGAUUUGACAACAGUGUGGCCUUGGAACCUCAGUAUUAUCAGCAAGAUGAUUGGAAGCAUGAGUUGCCUCUGGGAGACAGUAGGGAUAGUUGUGCAGUAAAAUGUGAUGUUGAGAUAACUUUGCUGCCUGACCGCUAUUUUUUUAAGUAUGGUUCGAGGCGAACUGGCGCCAAAUCAGGCUCAAUUUGUGAAACCGAGCUGCAUUCUGAUGCAUCUCAGAAUGAAAAUCAGGCGGCUGUUUCUUCUUUGGUUAAUAGAAAUUCUAGUUGGCUUGUAAAGUGUGAUGACAAAUUGAUUUUGUCAGAUGGAAGUUUAUACAAAGAGCCCGAUCCCUAUUUUUUGAAGUAUGGCCCAAGGGUGACAUGUUCAAAAUCUGGCUCAAAUUGUGAAACCUACCUGCAUUCUGAUGAUUUGCAGAAAGAAAAUCAGGCCUCUGCUGCUGGAUUGACUACGAAUCGUUGUUCAAAAUCUAGGACGCUAUCUAAUUGGUCCAUUUGUAGAAGAACCCUAGAUAAAACAGUCUAUUCUAAACCUUACCAUGGUUGGAGGCAAGAAAGUGAUUUUGAAAUGUUAUGUAUUUCAUUAGUUAUUCAGUGGAAUCUGUAA